Nannospalax galili (Upper Galilee mountains blind mole rat) is the source of this 409-nucleotide messenger RNA. RefSeq names its product mitochondrial ribosomal protein S10 (gene Mrps10). The transcript is spliced from 3 exons. Lineage: Eukaryota; Metazoa; Chordata; Mammalia; Rodentia; Spalacidae. Bases 28 to 291 code for a protein of 87 amino acids. The record is from RefSeq and is a predicted model, not a curated record.
GCGAUCCUGGGAGGUCAGGACGUCAAGAUGGCGGCGCGCGCAGCGUUGGGGGCGGUGUACCGGCACCUACGGCAGGAGUUGGGGAAUUUGAUUGUAAAUAGCUCUAAGAUUGGUAUAUCCAAAAAUGAUGGCUUCCUGCUUACUACCAAUAUGAAGUGGGUCCAGUUUUCAAACCUACACAUCGAUAUUCCAAAGGACUUGACCAAACCUACGGUAUGUAUGUUGUGCUCCUCAAUUAAGGGGCUGUCUGUAUUAAACAGCCCGGUGCAGGCCUGGGACCCCAGCACUUAGGAGACUGAGGCAGGAGGAUCAGGAGUUCAAGGCUAUCAUCAGUCACAUACAGGUUCAAGGCCUGGGCUACAAGCAAACCUGUCUCAAAUAACAACACCAACAACACAAAAGGACCUAC